UGCGCAGUGAUUGUCAAAAUGGCUGCCAUCAUUGUGCAUGCUGGAGCAGCAGCCCAUAAAACUGUUCUCCAGAGAGAAGGAUGUGAGAAGGCUGCACAAGAAGCAUACAAACUACUGACUGAGGGGAAGUCUGCACUGGAUGCUGUUGAGGUGGCUGUGUGUGCUCUGGAGGACAAUCCUCUCAUGGAUGCUGGCCAUGGCUCAGUACUGAAUGCAGCAGGAGAAGUGGAAAUGGAUGCUAUGAUUGCAGAUGGAUCAUCACUCAACUAUGGGUCUGUGGCUGGAGUGAGGAACAUCUCUAACCCCAUCUCUCUGGCUAGAAUGGUGAUGGACGACACACCUCAUGUGAUGCUCAUUGGAGAAGGGGCCAACCUGUUUGCCAAGGAAAAGGGGGUACCUGAGGUGGACCCUGAUGAACUGGUCACUGCAGAAGCAAAGGAGGCCUACCAGACGUUCAAGCAAUACUCUAGUGUGGUGGAUAAUGUGUUCAACACGGAUGACAACUUAGGACAUGACACUGUAGGAGCCGUGGCCAUUGAUCUCCAUGGCAACAUAGCAGCCGGGACCUCAACUGGUGGAAUCUCGUUGAAGCGUGUUGGACGAGUAGGGGAUUCCCCUCUGAUUGGGUGCGGGGGAGUUGCUGACAAUGGAGUGGGAGGCGUGUCAUGUACUGGUCAUGGAGAGUCCAUUGCUAAAGUGUUACUAGCACAGAGGUCCUUAUCAACACUGCAGGCCAAGAAUGGUGUAGAUGCUGAAGGUGCCCUGAGGGAAUCUCUGGAGUACAUGUUGGAACGUGUUGGUGGGCGUGGUGGGACCAUCAUGGUGACAAAAAAUGGUGACGUGGCAAAGCACUACACUACCAGGAGAAUGGCCUGGGCCUCUGUCAGCAAGACAGGACAACUGGACUCUGGACUAUAGCUUAUGUUGGGCUACUUUCAUUCACUAAUUUCAUGUCUCGAAACAUUCUAUGAUUGAUAAUACUGUGCUAUAAUAAUUAUAUCAUGUACUAAAGUAAGGAAUGAC
This is a messenger RNA of Halichondria panicea, 1023 nucleotides long. Its product is annotated as isoaspartyl peptidase/L-asparaginase-like. The transcript is spliced from 4 exons. The coding region runs from base 19 to 918 and encodes 299 amino acids. Gene Ontology annotation, molecular function: asparaginase activity; beta-aspartyl-peptidase activity. Lineage: Eukaryota; Metazoa; Porifera; Demospongiae; Suberitida; Halichondriidae. Gene Ontology annotation, cellular component: cytoplasm. The record is from RefSeq and is a predicted model, not a curated record.